GUGGAAAUUUGGGUCAGCGGUAGGCGGCGCUAUAUCAUAAAGCAAGAUGGCGGCCUCCAUGGGAAUUUAUUUCGGAGGUUCCACCACGUGUUUGGCAAUAAGUAAAGAUGGAAAGACUGAUGUGGUAGCCAACGAUGCUGGGGACAGAGUGACACCUGCCAUAGUUGCAUACAACGGAAAUGACAAGGAUGUUGGUUUAUCAGCCAAACAGGGUAAAAUACGGAAUGCAGUCAACACAAUCAGCAAUGUCAAGCACACCCUGGGAAGAAGAAUUGAAGACGCCGUCGUGAAACAGAAGAUUCGAGAUGGCCCAACCAAGAUCAUUGACAAGAAUGGCUACCCUUUGUAUCAGGUGGAUUACAAAGACAAGCAGACAUACGUUACGCCGAAGACUGUUGCCACACUCGUCUUCAAAAAGUUAAAAGGGAUUGCAUCCCAUCAAGGAGGAAGCGGAGACAAUAAGAACGUCGUUCUGACAGCGCCAUUACAGUACACUGAACAACAGCGCAGUGCAUUACGAGAGGCAGCCAUUGAGGCAGGGUUCAACAUUCUUAGAAUCAUCAGUGAGCCGAGUGCAGCUGCCCUUGCUUACGGCGUGUGUGACACAAAGACUGCAGAGAAAAGCAAUGUGCUUGUCUAUCGAUUGGGCGGCACCAGCCUGAGCGUGACUGUCCUGCAGGUCAGUAACGGCAUGCUGCGUGUGAUGGCAUCUGAGACAGAUCUCAGCUUGGGAGGGGACACCUUCACGUCACUGCUCGCCCAGAGCUGCGCCUCAGAUUUCAAUAGGACAUGGAAAUGCAACCUAUCAGAGAGUAGCCGAGCGAUGAACAAGCUGCAGAGUGCAUGUGAGGAAAGCAAACACGUCUUGUCUACGUUACCAUCAGCCAAAUGCUCCAUUGAUUCCCUGUAUGAGGGCAUUGACUACCACACUAACAUAUCAAGAGUAAAGUUUGAGUCACUCAUCAGCAACAAAGCCCAACAGAGCAUAGAGCUCCUCAAGAGAGUCAUCUCGGCAGCGCAUAUGGCACCAGAACAUAUAAACAAGGUUUUGUUAGUUGGUGGUUCAACGCGCAUCCCCAAGCUUCAGCAGAUGAUCCGAGAUGUCCUGCCCAAGGCCCAGAUGCUGGACUCCAUCAGUCCUGAUGAAGUCAUUGCACUAGGAGCUGCUAAAGAGGCAGCUCUGCUAAGUAGUCGAGAUGACAGUAUACAACUGACUGAAGCAGACAUCAAUGCGAGCUGUUGCACUAAGGCCAUAGCCCUCAAGGUCUUAGAUCCGUCCGAAGAGGCCAACCUAGAAAUUGUCAUUCCCCAGUAUUCGUACUUGCCAAUACGUCGGCAGUACGACUUCAACGUCGGCAAAGACCAGACGUCGGUCUGUAUUCAGAUCUACGAGACACAUGACGGCGCUUCCAUUGAAGAGUCAACUCUACUGGCACAGAUUGUAAUUGAUGGACUAGAGACAGAGUCAGAGGAAGAAUUCCAUGUGACAUCAGUCUUCCAUUACAGACGAGAUGGCUCACUACAUAUCACCUGCUGUGAAGACGUAACAGGGAAAACAAAAGAUGUCUUGAUUGCAAGUAGCCAAUCGGAUGCUGUCUUAGAUGACCAGAAGGAUGCAUGAA
Patiria miniata (bat star) is the source of this 1622-nucleotide messenger RNA. Its product is annotated as heat shock 70 kDa protein 14-like. NCBI's taxonomy places the organism in Eukaryota, Metazoa, Echinodermata, Asteroidea, Valvatida, Asterinidae. The coding region runs from base 47 to 1621 and encodes 524 amino acids. The transcript is spliced from 14 exons. The record is from RefSeq and is a predicted model, not a curated record. Gene Ontology annotation, cellular component: cytoplasm; ribosome. Gene Ontology annotation, biological process: protein refolding; cellular response to unfolded protein. Gene Ontology annotation, molecular function: ATP hydrolysis activity; heat shock protein binding; ATP binding.